AUGCGCCCACUCUUGCAAACCGCGCCGAUUCUCCGGCGCUCCCUUCACGCCUCCUCCAGAGCCGCCGCUAGCCAAACCGCGUCAAACACAAAUGGCAGCCCCGUCGACGACUCCAUGAUAGGCGGCGGUUCUGGCGCCAAGGGCCGCACGGGAGGCGGCGAGCCCCUGUCCAGCACCGCACCGGGAGCCCCGGCGCCGCCAAAGGUCGUCAACUCGCGCGUCCCCGGCGUCAAUCUCGACAAAGAGCUCAGCGAAGAGCAGAAGCAGGAGGUCAAGGAGCACAACCGCCACUUCUCCGCCAAGCACGACCGGGGCCAAAGCGCUCCCGAGUACAAGGCCGAUGCCAAGUUCUGGACUGGUGCUUCCAAAGGCUAG
Messenger RNA from Hirsutella rhossiliensis, 375 nucleotides. RefSeq lists its product as uncharacterized. NCBI's taxonomy places the organism in Eukaryota, Fungi, Ascomycota, Sordariomycetes, Hypocreales, Ophiocordycipitaceae. The transcript has a single exon. The record is from RefSeq and is a predicted model, not a curated record. Bases 1 to 375 code for a protein of 124 amino acids.